Molecule: messenger RNA, 1343 nt
Organism: Bemisia tabaci
Lineage: Eukaryota; Metazoa; Arthropoda; Insecta; Hemiptera; Aleyrodidae
Source: RefSeq, a predicted model, not a curated record
GCUGCCUCAGAACAUCUCGUUUUUAAAUUGACUCGCUGCUCUAGAGGGAUGUUUUGGCAGCCACCCUAUGUUGUUGGCAUGAAAUUUUUUGGCUUCAUUACUUUGCUUUACAUAGUUUGGAUCAACAUGACACGGGAUUGAAAAAGUACAAUGCAUGCGUAACGUAUGCGUAUUUUUAUGCAAUGAGCAUCGGUGAUGGAUGCAUUAGAAAAGUUCUAAGAGGAACGAACUUGAUUGCCUUAAAUUAUUUUACUUCUAAGCAAGUGAACUAUCGAUAUUUACUUCAACGAAUUUAGGAAAAUAAUAAAUAAUCACUUUUUUCAAUAUGACACAAGUUUACAAAGGUUGCUGUGGUCCUCUCGUCGGCAUCGUACUAUCAAUUUUAUCAACAGCAUGGCGGGUGAUUUUUGUGGAUACCGUACACGGAUUUGACUGGAAACCGAGUCUAAAGCAAUUUGAUGGGUAUGGUGAGAAAAAUGAACCUAAAACAGAGAUGGAGCGGGACAAUUUGUUGGAUAAAUAUGACAUUGUACCUGACAUUGUUAAAGGUUAUCCAAAAAAUGUCGUAAAGGUUGAGUAUCAUCACGAAAACGGCGUUUCGAUGGUGAAAUUCGGAAAUUUUUUGCAAGUAAAUGAGACUAGGCCAGAUCCAAAAGUUACUUGGGACGCUGUGGACAGUGAGAGAUACGUUUUACUAAUGAUAGAUCCUGACGGUGAGCGGGAAGGAGAUUACGAUGGUCGGGAUUGGCAGAUAUACUUGGUCACGAACAUUGUCGGUAAUAACGUGUCACGCGGCGAGAUGGUUUCUGACUACAUUCCACCAUUUGCAUCAUACUGCAAACAAUUUCAUCGAUACAUAUUCUUGGUUUAUCAGCAACCAAAUCACGGUAAAAUCAUAGAAUACUUCGAGAUUCGUUUAACUCUGAUACACGAAGAAUAUCGAAAAAAAUUUCGGAGUCGCGUGUUUGCUGCAAGGUAUGGACUUGGUGAGCCAAUCGCAAUCAACUUUUUUCUCGGAGAAAUGAGAAAUACUACCUCCUCGACAGAAGAUUAUUAGUUUUAAGGCCAAAUUGUUGUGUUAGUCUGAAGAGAGGUAGAUAACGGAUCUAUGGCAUCGAACUUAUCACUGUAUGUCAGCUAAUUUUAUUUCUGACUUUGUAUAAACUCUAUUGUCAUGAUGUAAAAAACUGACAACAUUUGCAAACUCUAAGCUUUAAGUGGAAAUUAUUCAUCGUCGAAUUUUUAUUUUACAUUUGUAAUUUAUUUCACAGUUAAGUUUCAUCAGGAGUCAUGAUGUGUGAUUAAAAUAUAAGAGCAAUAAAUGCUAGCCCAACUCUUCAAAA